AUGUCGGUUUUUCCCGUAGUUUUGUUUCGUCUCUUGCACAUGCUGUUUUUAACGAAAAUAUACCUCUGUAUGGAAACUGAUUUUUGUGAACCUGUUCGAAUUGACCGUGAAAAUUUCCCAAGUCAUGACAAACUGAACAAAGACCUUGUUGUUUACAGAAUAAACGCUUUUAAUCAGGAAUUGUAUCUUAAUCUUCUGCCUGAUUCGAGUUUUCUGGCUCCUGGUGGCACGUUUCAGUAUGACACAAUAUCUUCAAGUGCUUUUUUAGGAGGUGAUUUUAGAAGAUGCUUUUACUCCGGUGAUAUUAAUGCAGACAGGAAUUCAUAUGCAGCUCUCAGUCUCUGUGAAGGUGUCCGAGGAGCGUUUUCUUACAACGGGAUGGAGUACCUCAUAGAGCGCAGGUCGACCAACACAGCACCAGGAAUGAUCUCAGAUGAUGCUGAAAAAACGCACAUCAUCCGCAGGAGAAGACAUCUUCACGCACCGAACUCAACAUCUAGGUGCGGAGUUACAUCCAGUUUAAACCAGGACGUUGUGGAGUCGCUGGAAAAGUAUAAACAUGUUAAGGGACACACGAGGAACUUAACAGAAACUUUGUUGAAAAGCAUGAGCAGAUCGAAAAGAUUCGCCUCUAUACCGAGGUACGUAGAGGUCCUGGUUGUUGCUGAUGAGUCCAUGGCAAAAUUCCACGGCGACGACCUGAAGCAUUACCUUUUGACUCUCAUGUCUGUCACCGCAAAGCUGUACAAACACCCCAGUAUCUUGAACGCCAUCAGUAUAGUGGUUGUAAAGCUUAUGGUGAUUAAUGAGGCAGAAAAAGGACCCAAAGUAUCCAGUAACGCGGCACUAACGCUGCGCAAUUUCUGCACCUGGCAGAAGAAGCUGAACAAGAUCAACGACAAACACCCAGAGUACUGGGAUACUGCUAUUUUGUUUACAAAGCAGGACCUGUGUGGGGCCACCACGUGUGACACGCUGGGUAUGGCUGAUGUAGGCACCAUGUGUGAUCCUAAGAGGAGCUGCUCAGUGAUUGAAGAUGAUGGUCUCCCCUCAGCCUUCACCACCGCACAUGAACUAGGGCAUGUGUUCAGUAUGCCACAUGACAAUGUGAAGGCUUGUGAGGAGGUAUUUGGAAAGCUCAAGGACAACCAUAUGAUGUCUCCCACUCUGAUCCAGAUUGACCACAGCACACCCUGGUCUGUCUGCAGCGCUGCCAUCAUCACAGACUUCCUGGACGCUGGCCAUGGUGACUGUCUGCUGGAUCAGCCCCAAAAGCUACUGGCUCUUCCAGCUGACCCUCCAGGUGUCAGCUACUCGCUCAGCCGUCAGUGUGAACUGGCCUUUGGCUCAGGAUCCAAGCCCUGUCCUUACAUGCAGGCCUGCUCCAAACUGUGGUGCACGGGGAAAGCUAAAGGACAGCUGGUUUGUCAGACUCGCCACUUUCCCUGGGCUGAUGGUACGGCCUGUGGCAGCAACAAGCUGUGCUAUCGGGGGAUCUGUACUGAUAAGCAAAAUACCACCAAAAACAAGGUAGAUGGCCAUUGGGGUCGGUGGGGUCCAUACGGCCCAUGUUCCCGUACUUGUGGGGGAGGGGUGCAGUUUGCCAAAAGGGACUGUAACAACCCCGUCCCUGAAAAUGGGGGCAAGUACUGCCAGGGACUGAGAGUGAAGUAUCGCUCCUGCAACUUAGAGCCCUGUAAAGACUCAGGAAAGAGCUUUCGAGAAGAGCAGUGUGAGGCGUUCAAUGGCAUCAGUCUGAACACUAACAGACUAAGCCCGUCUGUGGUCUGGGUCCCGAAAUACUCUGGAGUCUCUGUUAAGGACAGAUGCAAGCUCGUCUGCCGAGCCAACGGCACCGGAUACUUUUAUGUCCUUGCGCAGAAGGUGGUGGACGGGACCCCUUGUUCUCCUGAUACCUCAGCACUCUGUGUUCAGGGGAAGUGCAUUAAGGCUGGCUGCGAUGGCAAACUGACCUCCAACAUGAAGUUUGACAAAUGUGGUGUGUGUGAUGGAGACAGCCAAAACUGCAAGAAAGUCUCUGGAAUGUUCACAAAACCCAUGAAUGGAUAUAACUUUGUGGUGACUCUACCGGUCGGAGCUGCAAACGUGGACGUAAGGCAGCGUGGUUACCGCGGUUUGGUUAACGAUGACAACUAUUUAGCAGUAAAGAACAUCCACGGCAAAUAUCUCCUGAAUGGAAACUUUGUGGUUUCAGCUGUAGAAAAAGACAUUAUCGUAAAGGGAAGUCUGCUGCGCUACAGUGGAACGGGCACAUCGGUGGAGACGCUGCAGGCCUCCAGACCUCUCAAAGAGUCUCUCACGGUGGAACUGUUGUCGGUGGGUAAAAUGACACCUCCUCGAGUGCGCUACUCCUACUACCUGAAUGUGGGACAUAAAGAGGGCAAGGUCCUAAAGAAGGAGGAGAGGAACCCUACGCAGAACAGUGUGCUGGAGGACAGCAAUAAAGUGGAGCUGAAGAAGCCGGCCUAUCAGAUGCUGUCUUAUAAGUGGGUGGCGGCGGAUUGGAAUAAGUGCUCGGUUACCUGUGGGAACGGGGUUCAAAGUAGACUGAUACAGUGUUUGGAUUCGGAUGGGGAAACAGCUACACAUUGUGAUGGCACACAAAAGCCCAAUGCCAUAAGGGUGUGUGGUGACCCUUGCCCAACUUGGAGCAUUGGCGAAUGGUCCUCAUGCUCUAAAACCUGUGGGAAAGGCUUUAAGAGACGCCCACUACGAUGCAUUACUCAAACUAGGCUGCUUUUACCAAGAGACCACUGCUCAAGCAAAAGAAAGCCACAGGAACUGGACUUUUGCAUUGUUCGGCCCUGCUAGUGAAUGCCAAAGUAAUCGUUUUAUGUGUGCAUCCUCUGUUGCCUCAUUUGUAAUGAGAAUAUUCUCACAAAGGAUGUCUUUUACCAUUGCAAUGUUAAAUGUUAAGGUACAGCUAUCGCCUACCUCGAAAAGGACAGGGUGUUUUAAAGCAACCAAAUAACACAGACCACGUAAAGCUGUAAAAUGUUAUGCUUUGGCAUUAAAACUUUCGCAAAAGCAGACUUUUACAGUAUCACCUCUACAUACAGAAAAAGUGACAAAAUCAGACAGUGUUUGAAAUUUGUAUUCAGACUUUAAAUACAUGUGA
Molecule: messenger RNA, 3139 nt
Organism: Sinocyclocheilus rhinocerous
Lineage: Eukaryota; Metazoa; Chordata; Actinopteri; Cypriniformes; Cyprinidae
Product: A disintegrin and metalloproteinase with thrombospondin motifs 15-like
Exons: 8
Coding region: 1-2832 (943 amino acids)
Biological process (GO): extracellular matrix organization; proteolysis
Cellular component (GO): extracellular matrix
Molecular function (GO): metalloendopeptidase activity
Source: RefSeq, a predicted model, not a curated record